AUGGAUAUCAACCAGGUGUUGGAGGGGACAUUGUCUCCUGAUGCCACCACUCGCCAGAAUGCUGAGCAGCAGCUCUCCCAGGCCGCCGACUCUGAUUUCUCUCAGUACCUCUCCAUCCUCGGUGGACAGCUUGCCGACGAAGCUGCCCAAGCACAUAUUCGAACAGCUGCUGCCCUGGCGCUGAAGAACGCUUUCACAGCUCGCGAAUACGCCAGAUUACGUCAGGUCCAGGAACGAUGGAUCAACCUGAACCCUCAGAUCAAGCAGGAGGUUAAGCAGAUGGCUCUCCGCACAUUGUCGACACCUAACAAGCAAGUCGGUACCACCGUCGCCCAGCUUAUUGCCUCCAUCGCUGCGAUCGAAAUACCCCGCCACCAAUGGCCGGAGCUCAUGCAAACCCUCGUCGAGAACGUCGGUCAGGGCAACGACAGCCAGAAACAAGCCUCGCUGACCACAAUCGGUUACGUUUGCGACACCGACGACAUCGACCUGAGGGAAGCGCUGGGACACCACUCGAACGCCAUCCUGACCGCUGUCGUUCAGGGCGCCCGCAAGGAGGAGACAAAUAACGAUGUCCGAGUGGCAGCCAUCCAAGCUCUUAGCGACUCGAUCGAAUUUGUACGAUCGAACUUCGAGAACGAGGGUGAGCGCAACUACAUCAUGCAGGUCAUCUGUGAGGCUACACAGGCGGACGACACCCGUAUCCAGCAAGGGUCGUAUGGAUGUCUCAACCGCAUCAUGGGUCUUUACUACGACAAGAUGCGUUUUUACAUGGAGAAGGCCCUGUUUGGUCUUACAAUCCAGGGCAUGAAGAGCGACGAAGAGGACGUUGCCAAGCUCGCUGUCGAGUUUUGGUGCACAGUCUGCGAGGAGGAAAUCGCAAUCGAGGACGACAACUCACAGGCACAGGCUGAGGGUUCGACUGAGCUGCGGGAGUACUUCAACUUCGCCCGUGUUGCCACGCAAGAGGUUGUUCCCGUUCUUCUUGAGCUUCUUGCCAAGCAGGACGAGGAUGCCGAUGACAACGAGUACAACACAUCGCGCGCCGCUUACCAGUGUUUGCAGCUGUGGGCACAAUGUGUCGGAAGCGCUGUUAUGCCUCCGGUUCUUGCUUUUAUCGAGAAGCACAUCCGCUCGGAAGACUGGCACUACAGAGAUGCGUCUGUCUCCGCCUUCGGUGCGAUCAUGGAAGGCCCUGAGGAGCACGUUUUGGACCCCAUCGUCAAGCAGGCUCUGCCCACUCUUAUUGGCAUGAUGGACGACCAGAACAUUCACGUCAAGGACUCGGCUGCGUACGCUUUGGGACGUAUAUGCGAAGCUGUACCGGGUGCUCUCGACGCACAGCAACAUCUUCCAUCUCUGAUUGGUGCUCUUUUCAACGGCCUUUCCAGCAACCCCAAGAUGGCCGCAUCCUGUUGUUGGUCGCUCAUGAACUUGGCUGAUAGAUUCGCUGGGGAACCAGGAUGCCAGAGCAACCCUCUUUCAGCUCACUUUGCUCAGAGUGUGCAGCACCUCCUGCAGGUCACCGAGAGGGGUGAUGCCGACAACCAGCUCAGGACGGCAGCAUACGAAGUGCUCAACUCCUUCGUAACAAACGCUGCAGCCGACAGCGUUCCUCUCGUCAACGAACUGUCCAAUGUCAUCCUCGAGCGCCUGGAGAAGUCGAUCGGCCUUCAGUCCCAGGUUGUCAGCGUCGAGGACAAGCUCACUCUUGAGGAGAUGCAGACAAGUUUGGCCAGUGUUGUUAUGUCGAUUGUUCAGCGUCUGGAAGGCGACAUCAGGCCCCAGGCCGACCGCAUUAUGCAGAUCCUGCUCGGCACCCUGUCAUCUCUUCCCCCCAAGUCGAGUGUUCCUGACACAGUUUUUGCCGCUAUUGCAUCGAUUGCUACUGCGCUUGAUGACGACUUCCAGAAGUACAUGGAUGCAUUCUCUCCUUUCUUGUACAAUGCCCUGAACAACCAAGAGGAGCCUGCCCUGUGCUCCGUUGCUAUUGGUCUUGUUUCUGACAUCACACGUUCGCUAGGCGAUAAGGUCCAGCCUUAUUGUGAUGCUUUUAUGAACUCUCUGCUCAACAACCUUCGAAGCCCAGCGCUUGGCAACCAGCUCAAGCCUGCUAUCCUGCAGUGCUUUGGCGACAUUGCACAUGCUAUUCACGGCGCUUUUGAGACGUACCUGACCGUCGUUGCUCAAGUCCUUCAGCAAGCCGGCCAAGUCACGUUGACCACUGAGAACAACUACGAAAUGAUCGACUACAUAACAUCAUUGAGGGAGGGUAUCCUCGAUGCUUGGGAUGGCGCUAUCAACGCCAUGAAGGCCAGCAACAAGAACAACCUUCUUGUUCCCUUCCUUGACGCUAUCUUUGACUUACUCCGCACUAUUUCGCAAGACCCCAACAGGUCUGAGGCUCUCCUCCGAUCUGCAUGUGGUGUCAUCGGUGAUCUGGCCGAUGCCUUCCAGAACGGCGAAGCCAGGGAGUACUUCCGUCAUGACUUCCUCACUGCAAUGGCGAGGGAAACUCGUGCAAAUCAGGACUUCAGCGGACGUACACGUGAUACCGCUCGAUGGGCCCGCGAACAGAUCAAGCGUCAAGUUGGUAAGUUGCAAUAUGUGCUUGAACCUCAAAUAGUACCUCGCACACCAUCGUGUCUGGACUGA
Messenger RNA from Macroventuria anomochaeta, 2655 nucleotides. RefSeq names its product ARM repeat-containing protein. The coding region runs from base 1 to 2655 and encodes 884 amino acids. The transcript has 5 exons. Gene Ontology annotation, cellular component: nucleus; cytoplasm. Gene Ontology annotation, molecular function: small GTPase binding; nuclear import signal receptor activity. The record is from RefSeq and is a predicted model, not a curated record. NCBI's taxonomy places the organism in Eukaryota, Fungi, Ascomycota, Dothideomycetes, Pleosporales, Didymellaceae. Gene Ontology annotation, biological process: protein import into nucleus.